UCUAGAUUUUAAAACCCCUGCUGAUUUAUUAAAUUAUAAACUGUACUAAGUCACAUUCGCGUUCAGAGGUAAAUCGCACUAUAUGGACUUAGCACAGCGUACUAAAAAAGUUAUGUCCAGUGGCAUGGACUUGAUACAGUUUUCAUUCAUCAUAUUUAGCACGUUUAGGCUUGUCUGCUACCGUGGAACCCUUUAAUAAUUCGGUAAAUUAAAUUUAGUCUUUUGCUAGCUUCUAAUGAAUGAGGACGUUUUACGCGGUUAUGUCUUCGAGAACUGCGAACAUUUUUGCAGCUUUAGAAAACUGUAAAUUUCUGGAUAUAAGUGAGGAUGUGCCAAAUACAAGCGAUACCAGAGAUGCUUUCUCAAGUGAUUUGGACACAUCUUGUCUAGUGGGAAGCCCAGAAUCACUGGUUCACACAGUGGAUAUUGAUACCGACUUAGAGAACAAAAAUGCGUCGCCGUUGCCUAAAAAAUUGGUCCACCUUACUGAAUAUCCAGCUGUUCGGAAAAGAACUACUGUGCUGUCUAAUCCUAUAAUGGUUAUUUAUAGUCUUAGUCUCAAAGAACCCCCUAGUCACUCUCAUUAGAAAAAGGAAAUGUGACUAAAGCUGAACAAGUACCAGUGCACAGCUCCAUAACAAGUUUUAAAAAAUAAUUUGAAAGCCUAUACAAAAAAGUAUCUACAGAGCUUGUUUGUCCCCAACCAGGAUAAAGGACCCCAAUUAUCAACAGGUAAAUAGCGAAAGUGAUUCUGACACAAGCAACGAUGUAAGAGACGUCGGAAAAUGAUUAUGGAGAGGGCUCACAAGAAGACUUAAUGGAAGUUCGAAAAGGAAAAAAACCUAAAAGAAACACCGCCAACUGGAAAGCCAAUAUCAGAAAACAAAAAUGCCUUUCUACAAACAGAAUACUUUUAUAGGAGCGAAAUCUUUAAAAAUGCGAUGUUUGCAGGCAAAAUUGCACCACAAAAAUUAGCCAAGAAGAGAGAGAAAACAUAUUUGCAAAUUUUUGGUCAACUUCAAAAUUAAUUGAUCAUAAACGGCAGUUUGUUGCUUCAUGUGUUAAUUUAGUGGAAAUUAAAAGACGGCGAGAACGAACUGGAGAAAAAGCAAACGAGAAAAGUAACACCAAAAAAUUCUUUUUGACUGUUUAAAAACGACGGGUGCAAGUUUAUAAAACAUUUUUUUUGAAUACCUUAGGGAUCUCGCAAACUUUUUGUUUCAACGGCAUUAGCAAAGAGAGGUGAUGGAGGCAUAGUGGAAUCAGAUAAGCGUGAAAAAAACACUCCUUCAAAUAAAAUAUCAUUUGAGUUAAAAGACACUAUAAGAAAUCAUAUUUUAAAAUUUCCAACUGUAGAAUCCCAUUAUAGUAGAGAACGAUCAUCAAGAAGAUACCCUGAUAGUAAUAUAAAUAUAACAAAAAUGUACGAUGCUUACAAAAAAAAAAUGUUGAAGCAACAUACACCCGAAAUUGAUAUUCCUAAACCGUGGUUAUACAGUGAAAUAUUCAACAAUGAAUUUAACUAUUCCUUUAAGCCUCCGGACAACGACACUUGUGAUGAGUGUGACAAAUAUCUUAUACAAUUAAAAGACUCUACAAUAAUUGAUGAAAGAAUGUCCAUCCAAAAAGAGUACGAUUUACACUUGAGUGAUUCAAGUAAUUUUUUUUUUAAAGGCACAAGAUAAGUCUCAGGCUAAAGAAAAUCAAAAACAUAGGGUGAUUAUGGUCGACCUAGAAAAAUGUUUGCCAACUCGUUUAACUACACAAUCAUUAAAGAUUGUUCAAAAAACCUCACAACCUGUUGCAUGUGGGAUGAGAGCGUCGCUGGACGAGGUGGAAAUGAAAUGGCGUCAUGUUUACUUAAAUGGGCAUUAACUAAUAUUGACGAACUUACAAUUUGGUCCGAUAAUUGCCCCUCUCAAAACCGAAAUAUGAACUCUCUUUUGGCUUAUUUUACCAUUUUAAAAUACAUUCCAACAUUAAAAGUUAUAAAUCAUAAAUACCUACUUAGAGGGCAUACCCACUUAGAAGUAGAUAGCGACCACUCUUUAAUUGAAAGAGAGAGAAAAAAAAUAACAAAAUUUCAGAUUAUGACCCCAUGGGACUGGCAACGGUUAGUUCGCCUUGCCAGUCAUAAAAAUCCGUUUAAUGUUAUUAACAUGGAGAUAUCGGAUUUCAAAAAUUUUUUGUCGUUAUUUCAAGGGACCAAUGCUCCAUUUUUACAGAGAAAAAAACUGGAAACUGUAGAAGAUUUUAGAAUAUCGCAGCUGGUUCAUAUUCAGGUUCGUUCUGACCAAUUUGGAGAGGUUUUAAGUAAGACCAGUUUUAAUGAUACUAAUUUUAAGAUACUUGAUUUAAAUAGAGUAUCCCGUAAGUCAGUUUUCCCAAAAGAAAUUCCAGUUAUAAGAGACCUACCAAAACCAGUCAGUGAGAAAAAAUACAAAGACCUUCAAAAUUUAUUACAGUGGGUCCCAAAAAUAUUUCAUCCUUUUUACCAAAAUCUGCCCUACACCGAUAAAAAAACAGAGGAUGAUAGUGAAAAUUAGUUUUUUUCCGUACUUGCUAGCACCAAGAUUUGUUUGUAUGUUUAAUCUUAAGUUGUCUGCCAACGUUGCUAUGUUAUAGGUUUUCUUAUACUUUUAAGAACAUCUAUUAAUUUUGUUUUGUUCAUCCAGUAUUUCUAUUUUUU
This is a messenger RNA of Anthonomus grandis grandis, 2689 nucleotides long. RefSeq lists its product as uncharacterized. The transcript has 5 exons. The record is from RefSeq and is a predicted model, not a curated record. NCBI's taxonomy places the organism in Eukaryota, Metazoa, Arthropoda, Insecta, Coleoptera, Curculionidae. Bases 240 to 587 code for a protein of 115 amino acids.